Phytomonas sp. EM1 is the source of this 1010-nucleotide messenger RNA. NCBI's taxonomy places the organism in Eukaryota, Euglenozoa, Kinetoplastea, Trypanosomatida, Trypanosomatidae. The record is from the annotation of a GenBank genome assembly.
GUUAGGAUCAAAUGAUAUUGAUCAAUUUAAGGUCCCCUAUUAUUUGCGUCCACCUUCGCGUUCUUUUUUAGUGGUGAGCCCUUCAUGGAAUAGAAGACGAAAUUCAUAGCCGCCGAUAGUCAAGUCAUGCUAGUCCCGAGCUCUUGUCCACCACACUUUUGAGUUUUUUCAGUGAUGUACAACGGAUUGAAGAAGAUACAGUUAAUGGACCAGUUUUCUGCCGCUAUUGCGUCGGCUCCUUUCAGUAAAGUAGUUGAAAAUAUAGUAGGAGCCAGUUGAAGGCGGCCAUUCCAUAGCAAUGUGGGACUCAUCAACAUCAUAUAGACUUAAACUUUGACAAUCAUAAUGCAUAUCUUCUGUGGGAUUGCAAUGCGGACUACAUUUGGUUAUGCAUAUCCCCUCGAUAUUGUAGCCAAAGUCAUCCAAUGCAUUGGUGGUAUGUAGCACAUACAACGUGAUCUCGAAAGCCCACCUGUAUAAGUACACGACCCACAUCCAAAGCUUUACGCAGGACUCAGGACGGAAACAACAGCUCCCCUGUGGCUUCGGCAUACGUAUCCAUUUCGAUUGUAAUUCUUCUAAUGGACUCUUUCUCUGAUGUCUUUGAUUCGCUGCAUGGCGAGGACUUUCUCUAGCUCCUUUACACACCAAAAGCUGUCUCUGUAUUCCAACAGCCUUGCUGAGCUGAGGAGGUCUGUGGCCUUCGCGGAGGAGGCGUUUCGAAAAGCAUCCAUAGAAAGAUUCUGUUCUCGUGAAAUGUUUAGUAGAAAAAGCCGGUAUCGCGACCUAAUUUGUACGACUGCUCGACGGCGUGAUAUAGGAAACGACAACCUUGUGUGCUGACGCCGUGGCGCUAUUAUUGAUGGUAGUGGCUGCUAUGUGAUCACACCUACGCGGGCACCCUCGGCUUGAGAUAAGAAAAAAAAAUUGGGUGUGUACCUGCACACUGGCGACGCAUCGCACUCAUAUAGUGUGAAGACUUUUUCUUGCUCUUUAAGCACAGCAAAAAA